This is a messenger RNA of Centruroides sculpturatus (bark scorpion), 648 nucleotides long. RefSeq lists its product as uncharacterized. The transcript is spliced from 2 exons. Bases 29 to 610 code for a protein of 193 amino acids. The record is from RefSeq and is a predicted model, not a curated record. Lineage: Eukaryota; Metazoa; Arthropoda; Arachnida; Scorpiones; Buthidae.
AGCAUGCCAUAUAAAAAGCAAAAAGGGUAUGAGAUAUGACAUUAAUUGGUUACUUGACUGUUUACUUUUAAAAAUUAGGUCACCAUCUCUCUAUGAAUUUUUGAGAAAUAAUGAUUACUUGCCUUUACCCUGUCAGUCUACACUGCAUCAAUAUAUCAGAGGCAUUAAUGCCAAAUUUGGAUUUGAUGAAGAUCUUUUUGUUAUUUUAAAGACAAAAUUGGAGACUAUUCCACAAACAGAAUGCCAGGGACGAAUUACAGCAGGUGAUCAUGGCCUAGUGUUUAUGUUCAGACCUCACUUUGCUAGUUGGGUACAAUGUAUUGGCACAUUCUGUUCAAAAAGCUCUGUCUCAGGUUCUACUGUUGCAAAACUUAUUUUGCAAGCAAUUAUUCAUUUAGAACAGUGUGGUGCAAUAGUCAAUGCAAUAGUUUGUGGUGGUGCCAGAACAAACAAAGCAGCUUUAAAAGCUCUAGGAAUUUGUGCAGACACAAAUAAUAUACAAUGCUCAUUUACAAACCCUGCUGCAGAUAGACAAGUACUGGCUAUUAUUGAUAUACCACAUAUUUUAAAAUGUAUGCGAAACAAUCUUUUGAAAAGUAGAUACUUUUAGGUAAAACUAAGAAAAUAGUGUUUUCACCUAAUUUAUAA